CUACAGGUUCCUCCUGAGUACGUGGGAAAAUCAGGCGUCCACCUGAAGCGGGAAUUCUUCCUGGCCAACGCCUCGCGCGCCCGCUCCGAGCAGUUCAUCAACCUGCGGGAGGUGAGCACCCGUUUUCGGCUGCCGCCAGGGGAGUACAUCGUGGUGCCCUCCACCUUCGAACCCAACAAGGAAGGAGACUUCGUCCUUCGCGUCUUCUCCGAGAAAAAAGCCGGCACCGAGGAAAUGGACGACAAGAUCCAAGCGACGCUGCCGGAUGAGAAAGUGCUGUCGGAAAGCCAGAUCGAUGAGAACUUCAAGCAGCUCUUCAAGCAGUUGGCGGGGGCGGAUAUGGAGAUCAGCGUGAAGGAGCUGCAGACCAUCCUCAACCGCAUCAUGGGCAAAC
Molecule: messenger RNA, 394 nt
Organism: Mesitornis unicolor (brown roatelo)
Lineage: Eukaryota; Metazoa; Chordata; Aves; Mesitornithiformes; Mesitornithidae
Product: calpain-1 catalytic subunit-like
Exons: 5
Biological process (GO): proteolysis
Cellular component (GO): cytoplasm
Molecular function (GO): calcium-dependent cysteine-type endopeptidase activity
Source: RefSeq, a predicted model, not a curated record